Molecule: messenger RNA, 1233 nt
Organism: Dioscorea cayenensis subsp. rotundata (Guinea yam)
Lineage: Eukaryota; Viridiplantae; Streptophyta; Magnoliopsida; Dioscoreales; Dioscoreaceae
Product: protein PHOSPHATE STARVATION RESPONSE 2-like
Exons: 4
Coding region: 342-827 (161 amino acids)
Molecular function (GO): DNA binding; DNA-binding transcription factor activity
Source: RefSeq, a predicted model, not a curated record
UAUAAAAAGAUGAAACCAGUUGCACUGUUUGGUAGCUUUCUUUAUAGUUUGAAACUUUCAAUAAUGCCAUCAACUUGAGCUCUCUUAUUGUGUUCUUUUUGAAAUCAUUCUUUGUUUCUAUCUUUCUUAUAUUCUUAUGCAGCCUUUUGGAAUCUUUGAUCUUUAUCUUCUCAAGGAUUUGCAUUAAUGGAAUAUCUACUUGAGCUUGUUCUUGAGUCUUCUUUGAGUUCAUUAAUUCCUGUUUCAAUCUUUUCUGUAUUCAUAUGAUUGGAUUUCUUUGAGUUUGUUUACAAUGAACGCUCAGAAGAUUGUUUGCCAUGAGCAUCAACAGAAAUCAUUGAAUGAUGAUUCUUUUGGAUGUUCAAUUGAGAGUUUUGGUUCAACGAGAAGAAAUGAAUCAGCAGCAUCUUUUUCAGCCAUGUAUUUCUGAUUCAUUUCCUCCUAGUUCUAUUAGAUCAAAUCCUGCUUCUUUUUAUGCUACUGAGCUUUUGAUGGGAUUUCCUUGGUUUGAUAAUCGACUCAGAGGAGCUCGUUCCCUAACUGAUACUCUUCCUCAAUUCGAUUGUUCUGCAGUUUCUCAAAACAUAGACAGAGUUCAAUUCAGAAAUACUGCAGAAAAUGAGCUUCAAUCAGUUGGACAAAGUAUGCAAAUGAUGGGGGAAAAGGUUUCACCAGGAAAAUCAAACACCAAUAAAACAAGAAUUCAAUGGGCUCAGGAUCUUCAUGAGAAGUUUGUUGAAGCGGUUAAUCGCCUUGGAGGUGCAGAGAAAGCAACUCCGAAAGGGAUACUGAACAUUGCAGUGCCAUGGAAAUUACAGAGGCUUUGAGACUUCAAUUAGAUGUUCAAAGGAGUCUUCUUGAGCAGUUGGAGAUUCAGAAAAUAUCUGCAGAUGAGGAUUGAAGCACAGGGAAAGAAACUCCAGCAGAUGUUUGAACAACAACUGAAAACAAAUAUUAAUCUUGUUGAGCCAUUGAAUUUCGAUAUCCUACUUUCAGAUGAGCAACCAAUAACUCUUGACGGAGAUUUGUCUUUUGAGCAAUAUAAAAGGACAGAUUAACAAACAUUCUUCAUAAAAUGUCAGUCGAUUAUGAAAUGAAGAUAAAGCAGUGCUGUGAAGGAUCAUUAUUUCUGAAACACAGCAAACAGAUUGAAAAUGACACCGCAAAUGACUUUGUACUGAAAAGCAAAAAAUUGCAGAUUGAUUGUUAAAUAAUUUGAUAGAUCACAUACAG